Messenger RNA from Colossoma macropomum (tambaqui), 1545 nucleotides. RefSeq names its product steroid 17-alpha-hydroxylase/17,20 lyase (gene cyp17a1). Bases 16 to 1545 code for a protein of 509 amino acids. NCBI's taxonomy places the organism in Eukaryota, Metazoa, Chordata, Actinopteri, Characiformes, Serrasalmidae. Gene Ontology annotation, molecular function: heme binding; steroid 17-alpha-monooxygenase activity; iron ion binding. The transcript is spliced from 8 exons. The record is from RefSeq and is a predicted model, not a curated record. Gene Ontology annotation, biological process: progesterone metabolic process; hormone biosynthetic process.
UCCAGACAUUUCAGGAUGGCAUGGCUUUUUUGUUCCUGUGUAUUUGCUGCAGUAAUCAUUGUGGUUCUUUACCUGAAGAGGAAAAUGCAGGUGUUUCUGGCAGACGAUAGAAGCCCUCCAAGCCUCCCUUCUCUCCCUGUUAUCGGGAGCCUUCUGAGCCUAAAGAGUGACAGCCCUCCACACAUUUUCUUUCAGCAGCUGCAGAAGAAAUACGGGGAUAUAUAUUCGCUUAUGAUGGGCUCCCAUAAAGUUAUCAUCGUCAACAAUUAUCACCAUGCAAAAGAGGUCCUGCUUAGGAAAGGGAAAAUAUUUGCAGGGAGACCACGGACUGUUACUACAGACAUCUUAACACGAGAUGGGAAAGACAUAGCAUUUGCUGACUACAGUGCCACAUGGAGGUUCCAUCGGAAAAUUGUGCAUGGAGCCCUGUGCAUGUUUGGAGAGGGAGCUGUGUCUAUCGAGAAAAUAAUUUGCAGAGAGGCGAGCUCUAUGUGUGAGGUUCUGACUGAAUUGCAGAACACUGCAGUGGACAUGGCCCCUGAGUUGACCCGCGCAGUCACAAACGUGGUGUGUGCCCUGUGCUUCAGCUCCUCAUACAAGCGUGGAGAUCCUGAGUUCGAAGCUAUGCUCCAGUACAGCCAGGGCAUUGUGGAUACGGUUGCCAAGGACAGUUUGGUGGACAUUUUCCCAUGGCUGCAGAUGUUUCCAAAUGAAGACCUCAGAAUUCUAAAACAAUGUGUUUCCAUUAGAGACAAGCUGCUUCAAAAGAAAUAUGAGGAGCACAAGGCAGAUUACAGUGAUAACGUCCAGCGGGACCUGUUGGAUGCUCUGCUGCACACCAAACGCAGGUCAGAGAAUAACACCAGCACUCAGGAUGUUGGUCUCACUGAUGACCAUCUGCUGAUGACUGUGGGGGAUAUUUUCGGAGCUGGAGUGGAGACCACAACCACCGUUCUGAAGUGGUCCAUAGUUUACCUUAUACAUCAUCCACAGGUUCAGAAAAAGAUUCAAGAAGAGUUGGACAGUAAGAUUGGAAGAGACAGGCACCCACUGCUUAGUGACAGAGGAAAUCUGCCCUACCUUGAGGCCACAGUCAGAGAGGUGCUCCGAAUUCGGCCUGUCUCUCCACUCCUCAUCCCUCAUGUUGCUCUCUCAGACUGCAGUAUAGGAGAGUACACUGUGCAGAAAGGGACACGAGUCAUUGUUAACCUGUGGUCCUUGCAUCAUGAUGAAAAAGAAUGGAAAAACCCUGAACUGUUUGUUCCAGAGCGUUUCCUGGACAAGGAAGGGAACAGUCUGUUAUACCCAUCGGCCAGUUACCUGCCCUUUGGAGCUGGUGUGCGCGUUUGUCUCGGCGAGGCCUUGGCCAAGAUGGAGCUCUUCCUCUUCCUGUCAUGGAUUCUGCAGAGGUUCACUCUGGGGGUGCCUGCUGGUCAGCCUCUACCAGAUCUGCAGGGCAAGUUUGGGGUUGUCCUUCAGCCCCAGAAAUAUAAGGUCGAUGCCAAACUCAGGCCUGGUUGGGAAAAGACCCCACAACUUCAUUAA